Messenger RNA from Acanthamoeba castellanii str. Neff, 621 nucleotides. RefSeq names its product saposin B domain containing protein. The record is from RefSeq and is a predicted model, not a curated record. Gene Ontology annotation, biological process: sphingolipid metabolic process. The coding region runs from base 1 to 621 and encodes 206 amino acids. Lineage: Eukaryota; Discosea; Longamoebia; Acanthamoebidae. Gene Ontology annotation, cellular component: lysosome. The transcript is spliced from 6 exons.
AUGAAGGCCAUCGCGUCGCUCCUCACCAUCGCCUUCCUGCUGUGCGGCUUCGCCGCCAUCACCCCCGCCUCGGCCCAGGAGACCUGCCCUCUGUGCCAGUUCGCCGUCCAGUACAUCGAUGGCUAUCUGCAGCAGAACUACACCCAGGCUCAGAUCAUCAAGCAGCUCGAGGUCUGCGACUCGUUCGUCGAGUACUACGUCCCCGUCCUGAUCAACUACAUCAUCAAGUACGAGGAUCCCCAGAACGCGUGCCAGCAGCUUGGUCUCUGCACCUCAUUCGCCGCUGAGCCCGAGAUCGUUGUUGCCGAUCUUGAGAAGUUCCCCGAGGUUGUCGAGGUCGUUGAGGCCAGCCCCGAGGAUUGCCAGAUCUGCAAGAUGCUCGUCGGUUUCAUCGAGUCCUACGUGCAGGCCAACCAGACCAUCACCCAGAUCGAGUCUCUCCUCGGUCGCGUGUGCCGUCUGACCCCCUUCGCCUCGCAGUGCGUCGUGUUCGUGGACACCUACACCCCCCUCAUCGUCCAGUACAUCCAGGCCAACGAGGAUCCCCAGACCGUGUGCCAGCAGAUUGGCGUCUGCUCUUCGCAGGCCGUCCGUCAGGUCGCCGCCGUCAAGUUCAACUGA